AUGAAUUAUAAUGGAUUGUUUACCAACUCGAAUAUUUUUGAUUUAGUACCGGUCGAGUUUGUUAUUGAUUCGGGGUCGUCUAUUAAUGCCGUCACGGAAGAUGUGUGGAACGACUUGAUCACUAAGAAGGCAAAAAUCUUCAAAAAGAAGUAUAAAUGUGAUCGACAGUUUUAUGCUUAUGCGAAUCAUGAACCAUUAAACGUGUCUGCCAUUUUCGAAGCUUGGAUUUCUGUAAAUGCAACAAAACCAGUGAGCUAUGCAGAAUUUUUCGUGAUCAAUGGAGCACGAAAGUCUCUGUUAAGCAAGCAUACGUCGGAGGAUCUCAAGAUUUUAAAAAUUGGACUCGACGUUCUCCAUGUAAGCCGCAACAAUGACAUGGAAGUCAGUCCAGCGAUCAGCCCGUUUCCGAAGUUUCCAGGCAUACAAGUGAAGCUAUCAAUCGAUCCUACGGUGCCUCCAAAAAAGAUUGCUUACUUAAGAAUUCCUUCUGCAAUGGAACAAAAGGUUCAUGACAAAUUACAAGAAAUGCUUCACAGUGACGUUAUCGAGAAAGUCGAAGGCCCGGCAGAGUGGAUAUCCCCCAUGGUGAUUGCCAAAGGGCAAGGACGACGUAAGGAUUUGUAUUAAUAUGAGACAUCCAAAUGAAGCCAUUCAGCGGGAACAUUAUCCGUUGACUGUAAUCGACACGUUCCUGAAUAAACUUAAGGGAUCGGUGGUUUAUUCUCGGUUGGAUAUAACGUCCGCAUAUCAUCAUGUCGAAUUACUUCCCGAAUCAAGAGGUGUCACAACAUUUAUGUCGGGC
Messenger RNA from Armigeres subalbatus, 802 nucleotides. RefSeq lists its product as uncharacterized. Lineage: Eukaryota; Metazoa; Arthropoda; Insecta; Diptera; Culicidae. The transcript has 3 exons. Gene Ontology annotation, biological process: proteolysis. The record is from RefSeq and is a predicted model, not a curated record. The coding region runs from base 1 to 627 and encodes 208 amino acids. Gene Ontology annotation, molecular function: aspartic-type endopeptidase activity.